Scophthalmus maximus (turbot) is the source of this 5770-nucleotide messenger RNA. It is a transcript of the gene usp46, whose product is annotated as ubiquitin specific peptidase 46. The record is from RefSeq and is a predicted model, not a curated record. Gene Ontology annotation, molecular function: cysteine-type endopeptidase activity; cysteine-type deubiquitinase activity. The transcript is spliced from 13 exons. Gene Ontology annotation, cellular component: nucleus; cytosol. The coding region runs from base 1997 to 3100 and encodes 367 amino acids. Gene Ontology annotation, biological process: protein deubiquitination. NCBI's taxonomy places the organism in Eukaryota, Metazoa, Chordata, Actinopteri, Pleuronectiformes, Scophthalmidae.
CAGAGGACAGGGUCAAUGUUUUCUUCGUCUGGGGUGCAUGUGACCACAGACAAGUAUUUGAGGUAAGACUUUAAACUGGGAUAAUCCUGCUUUCACUGAUUGACAAGUUGUUUUUUCUGCUCACGUGCAAAACCUGUGAGUGAGAAAACAAAUUUGACUUAAACAAAUGUAGUUGUUUUUCAACCAUCUGAAGUGGAGGAUUAGUUGGAAGUUUUGAUGGGAGCGGGGAUGGAGCUAAUUUUUUAAUGGAUAAUAUUUUGUAAUUAAGAAGAAGUACAGUUUAAUAAAGUCCUUUAACGAAUUACGAUUAAACACCAAUGCCAAUUCUUAAAUACCAAUGGUACAUUAUACAUAAGAAUUUCUAUAAACAUCAUUUAAAAUCAAUUCAACUUAUAUUUAAUAUUGCCUCUUUUUGUCCACAUUCUUCAAUGUGCUGUGGUAACCGGGGAUGUUUUUUCUAAAUAACAGUUGUUCAUUUGGAUGCAACAUCCUCUGAACCUCUUCUCUGUCUACAAAAAGUCGGCCACACAUUUGUUUAAUGAGCCAGAAAUUGUAUACUCAUUUAAAAAAGUUCGCAGAGGCUGAGAAUAUAAACUGAAGGGCAAUUCAUUUCUAAAAAAACGUCAAGCUCAAGCUAUUGUUGCAUUUUUAAAAGAGAAGGAUGAUAAUGGAUCUCCAGAUGUCUUGGACGCAAACCAAUUUGGUGUCAGUCUCAUCUUUUCUCUCCAUGGCAACAGACUGACAAACAUUUAUUUAUUAAUCAUGUUAUUUUCUGCAUGAAACUGAAAUCCCGGGAGGAUUAUAAUGAGAUCGAAUCACAGAGGCAUGGAGACAGAUGGGGACGCUGCUCUGCACAUGGGGUUCAGUGGUCCAGGUUCAUGGAUCUGGGCGACUGUCAGUGAUUCACUCUUUCCCCGAGGCCCCCGUCCCUCCAUCUUCAGCCGGAAUGGAGCUGACGCAGAGCGAGGUUCAGUCUCAGGUCUCUGUGGUGGCUUUAGAACACAUGGACAACUUCCUCGUUGGCUCGAUUCUGUGACGGGGCUGGAGUAACUGUUUGUGGACGAGCGGUCCAAAUGAAGAUGUCUCCGAGGCCUGCUUCACACCCUGAUCUGUUCCGGCCCUCUUCACAGCCCCCAGCGGGACACAGUGCCUCGCUCAGCUCAUCAGCUCACAACAGCCCAGUGAUGAGCAGCCUGAGGAGUGGACCACAUGAAAGCUUUUCGAUCAAAGCUGACUGGAUGGUGUCAGGUUGCACAAUGUUUGGCAGAGGAAAAAAAGGAAAUAUGUACAAAGCUGCUGGAGACCGAUGUCCACACAGACUGUGCUGUGUUGUAAUUGCUGCUUAAGGGGAUAAUUGUCGGGGGAUUGUUGUGAAAGCACCAUCAAAAGCAGGCGGUGAAUGGGAGUGUCCCGAGGGCCCGGGCAUCCCGCGGAGCUCCGCAGACAGGACACUCAGCUUUUUAAUGCCCCCACUCUUCAUCACGGUCAGCCCUUGUUCUACUGAGCUGCUGCUGAUUGGUUGCAGCGCAGCUAACCUUUGCCGUGCACGUCUGCGUAUGGACGUGUAGUCCUGUCGACCAGGCCGCAGACGGUGCGGACCAAUCAGCACCCGGAGUUCCCCCCCCGCCCUCGGGGUGGGCGGGACCAGCGCGCUUCCCCACACAUCACUCUCGUCUCCCGCUGGUUGCUAACAACCUGCUGCCCGCAACUUGCUCUCCGCCGCCGCCGCUCGCUCGCUCAUGCAUCGGCCUGUUCCCUGCUGCGGUGGCCCGGAGCCGUGUGUCAGGAUGAGGCCGUGUCGCCGCUGAGUGCGCCCCGCCUCUCGGCUCCGUGCUGGCCCGGGCUGCACGCCGCUCCUGCGACCCUCUGACGCCCGGGGUUUGAGAGGCCGGCCUCCAGCCUCCAGCCUCCAGCCGCCGGAUCCACUUUAAUUCCUCCGCUCUGCGUUCGUGUCUUGUUUCAUGAAGAUGGCGGUGAGGGGGACCCUGUGAACUAAAUGACUGUCAGAAACAUCGCCUCCAUCUGUAAUAUGGGCACCAAUGCCUCUGCUCUGGAGAAAGACAUCGGCCCGGAGCAAUUUCCAAUCAAUGAACACUACUUCGGAUUGGUCAACUUUGGAAACACAUGUUACUGCAACUCGGUGCUCCAGGCUCUCUACUUCUGCCGGCCCUUCCGGGAGAACGUGCUGGCCUACAAGGCCCAGCAGAAGAAGAAGGAGAACCUGCUCACAUGCCUGGCCGACCUCUUCCACUCCAUCGCCACGCAGAAGAAGAAAGUGGGCGUCAUCCCGCCCAAGAAGUUCAUCUCCCGACUGCGUAAAGAGAACGAUCUGUUUGACAACUACAUGCAACAGGACGCCCACGAGUUCCUCAACUACCUGCUGAACACGGUGGCCGACAUCCUGCAGGAGGAGAAGAAGCAGGAGAGGCAGAACGGACGCCUCAAGAACAACGGCGUCGCCGCGGACGCCGAGCCGGAGAACAAGACGGAGCCCACGUGGGUUCACGACAUCUUCCAGGGCACGCUGACCAACGAGACCCGCUGCCUCAACUGUGAAACGGUGAGCAGCAAAGACGAGGAUUUUCUGGAUCUUUCUGUGGAUGUGGAGCAGAACACAUCCAUAACACACUGUCUCAGGGACUUCAGCAACACAGAGACUCUGUGCAGCGAGUACAAAUACUACUGUGAGGCAUGCUGCAGCAAGCAGGAAGCGCAGAAACGGAUGCGUGUGAAGAAGCUCCCCAUGAUCCUGGCGCUGCACCUGAAGAGGUUCAAGUACAUGGAGCAGCUGCACCGAUACACCAAGCUGUCCUACAGGGUGGUGUUCCCCCUGGAGCUCCGGCUCUUCAACACGUCCGCGGACGCCGUCAACCUGGAUCGCAUGUACGAUCUGGUUGCCGUGGUGGUUCACUGUGGCAGUGGCCCAAACCGAGGUCAUUACAUCACCAUAGUGAAGAGUCAUGGCUUCUGGCUGCUGUUUGAUGACGACAUAGUGGAGAAAAUCGACGCCCAGGCCAUCGAGGAGUUUUACGGGCUUACCUCAGACAUCUCCAAGAACUCCGAGUCGGGAUACAUCCUCUUCUACCAGUCCAGGGAGUGACUGGAGGCGCGUGAUCACUCACAGAGGACGAGACUGAGUUGGAGGAUUCCUUUUUAUUCCUUCCACCUUCAGCCUAACGGACCCCAGACUCCUGCCAUCUCCUCCCCACCUUGCCCUCCUCCUCCUCCAUGUCCCUGACGUAUGUGCCAUUCCUUUUUGCCAGUCCCAGUGUUGGCCUCUGGGUUUCUGUGCUUCAUCUCUCUCUCUCUCUCUCUCUCUCUCUCUGUGUAAAUUGCUACUUGUCUUUCAGUCACCUGCAUCUGGACUGCACUUUAAAAACAAAAAGCAACAAUGCUCGACAGCAUGACGGAAACAAAAAAGGAGUCCGCGGCCACACCGAGUCGCGCGCUCGGUGCAGACCCGCGGGAGACGCCUGCCGAGGCGUUUCUUUAGCAGGAAGGAGAUGGGUUGAAGGGCGUGAUGCACAUACAGACAGUCGUCAGAAGUUGUACUGUAUCAUUUAAAUGUAGAGAAUUCCUCUUCCCCCCUCCCUCACACUUGCUUUCACCGUCCCCGUCACUGUCCGAGCCGUCUAAUGUGUUCAUGUGCAUGAGGAGUGAACGAAGUUGAAGACAAACACUGUGUAAUACGCAUUGAGAGAAUUUGAAGCAAUAUCGGAGCAUUAAUUAUAGAAGCCGCAAGCUGUUUUGCAGUAGAGAGUCGCUCUGUGAGCUGCUGAGCUCCCGUCGUAUCCAACCGGACAUGAUCCAAUACUUUUGACACUUGCUCCACAUGCUGUUAAACACUACACAGGGAGGGAAACCGUCGGGCGCAUCUCCAUGAAUUCUUAUUCUGAUAGAAAACCCCCUAUUUAUUGAACGUACCAUAUUUAUCACUGUUCUGUGUAAUACCGACUGGUAGGUGAUGAACGUGUUUGUGUAACGCGGCUCUUUUGAGAGCUCUGUGUGUUAGGACUCUGGAGGACCUGGUGUAUAUGAUGCACAACUUCGUAUGACAGCUAAAAGAAAGUUGCUUUUAUCGGCAUGUUAAUUAAAAAAUAUUUUAAAAAAGCCAAGACAGACGAACAUGAUGCAAGCGACAUGCGAUCCAUGGCAAAUCUUUUUGACUGACAAGAAAAUAGUGCAAUAAGAGGUGGAGUUAUCCAAUGUGCAAUUUCCCGGUGAGACUAAUAUACAGGACGUUUAAAUGUUAGCAAUAGACGUGUUUUGUUAUUUUGGACGAUCUUUUUCCCCCAGUGCUGUGUGUUUGACUGUUCGUGAAAAGCCCCACGUUCACCACGUGCACUGCACACUACCUACGUUCUUUCAUCCUACCUUUUUUAUAACCUUACACAGCAUUGGCCUCUUCCUUUUAUUGGUCAUUCCUAUGUCGAACCACAGUGUAGUUGUUUUCUCUUGGUUAGUGUCUGAUUUUAAUGAUGGAACUGUGUGUCAUACGUAGCACAUUGGAAUUCCUCAAUCCCCAGGAUUCCAGAGGUGAAAAUUGAAGCUGCAAUGUUUUCCUGAUACAAUAUAUCUCUUGUACUGUACAAGUUUUCUCAAUCUUGACCUGCCCCGUAGAAUAGUGCCACAUCAAAGAACUCGUUCGUUUUCCUUUUCACGUGAAAGACAUUCCGCAUCAGAGCAAAAUGACCGUUUCAAACACAUCUCGUUGUGAAUUAGAGGUAGGGAUAGGAUCAAUUUAUGUUACAGCUUGUCGUCUGUGUUCAUACAGGAGCGGACGAAUUUACAGUGAAAACGGGGGAAACUCUGGGCGUUCAGUGGUAGUCCGCUACCGGGCCAAGUCACGAGGAAUACGUGCCAAACUGGAGGUGGACGCCGACCUCGAACACUAUUUCCUUUGUAAAGAUGCAACUGUACAUGUAUAUUAUGUAGAAAAAACACGCCUGGAAAAAAAAUAAUAUUUUUUUAAAGAGCAAGACUUAAUGCUGACCGUUAAUGAAACCCUGUCGAGAAAUAGUAUUGUGCUAUUUUACAAUCACUCGAUUACGUAAUCAAUCGGAGUUGUGCGGAGGUCUCCCAUCCAUCACGUGAUUACUUUCAAUUGGUUUGAACUGAGCCGGGGUCAGCGGCAGUGGUCGUCUGAGGAGGAAGGGACUCUUCAUGUGCUGAUCUUCCACUAACACUUAUGCACUCGCCCUCACUGAGACGCUCAGUCCUUUGCACUUGGUUCUUCGACAGACGGGUGACGAAUUAAAGGGAAAAACCCAACAGGAAGUGGGCCACCGUGGGCUGCCGGAACCGCCUCGGUGCACCUUGGCCUCGCAGGGAUGGAGGGAUGGGCACCUUUCUCCUCCGUAGGAUAUUCCCCUUGGUGUCUUGUGAUGUUGGCGGUAGAGAUCGCAUCAGUCCAAAAUCUCCCAUGGCUGAGUCGGGUUAAGAUCUGGUGAAUAGAGGCCAUAGCAUUGUGGUUUGUUUUUUUUAUUUUGUAUAAUCCUCAAACAGUCCACAUGUUUGUGGCUUUCCCUUGAGUCCGUCACCUGUCUGUGUAUCUAACUGUGAGAGCUCAGUCCUGCUCCAGGUGGGAUCAGGUGGAGCUCGUGAGAGACGCGGAGGAGGAGACCAAUCUCUCGUUUGGCUGUAAACUGAAAGUGCACUUUAUUAGUGAUGAGCUUCAACGCUUUAAUAUGGAGAACCACAGUCUAAUACAUUCAUUUUGAGGUUGUCGUUUUUUUUUUCUUCUGUUCAAUAAAAAAGACUAUCAACUACA